CCAAAGCAAGGAGAUAAGGCAGGCAGCAGCAAAAGCAGCGCCAUCGCCAUGGCUGAAGCUUUAAGAAUCCUCCAAAUACCCACUUUCUCUCAAAAUUCACCUCUCCACACAACCAGAAUCCACUCCCACAGCAGCUUCGCCCCACCAGCAGCCAAAAGAGGCGGCAAUUUCGACCGAAUUCGGUGCUCGGUCGCCGCCGCCGGCGAGAACACCGCGGUGGAAGGAGUGACGUGGGGGUGCGACGUCGACUCCGUGGAAAACGCGGCGGCGCUGCAGGCGUGGCUGUCGGAGAGCGGGCUCCCGCCGCAGAAGAUGGGGAUACAGAGGGUGGAGGUUGGAGAAAGGGGGCUCGUUGCCCUAAAAAAUAUUAGGAAGGGAGAGAAGCUGCUGUUUGUGCCUCCCUCCCUCUUCAUCACUGCUGAUUCUAAGUGGAGCUGUGGUGAGGCUGGUGAGGUGCUAAAACAGUAUAAUGUGCCAGAUUGGCCACUGCUUGCAACCUAUUUGAUUAGCGAGGCAAGUCUCAUGAACUCUUCGAGAUGGAGUAAUUACAUUGCAGCCUUGCCGAGGCAGCCCUAUUCACUUCUCUACUGGACACGUUCGGAACUAGACAGAUAUCUUGAAGCCUCGCAAAUAAGACAGCGGGCAAUUGAAAGGAUCAAUGAUGUUAUUGGAACAUACAACGACUUAAGGGACAGGAUAUUUUCCAAGCAUCCUGAUUUAUUUCCUGGAGAGGUCUUCAACAUGGAGAGUUAUAGAUGGUCAUUCGGCAUACUUUUUUCUCGCUUGGUUCGGUUACCCUCGAUGGAUGGAAGGGUUGCCUUGGUUCCUUGGGCAGAUAUGCUAAACCAUAGUAGUGAGGUAGAGACGUUUCUGGAUUAUGAUAGAUCAUCUCAGGGGGUAGUUUUCACGACAGAUAGAGCAUAUCAGCCAGGUGAGCAGGUUUUCAUCUCGUAUGGUAAGAAAUCCAACGGAGAGCUGUUGCUCUCAUACGGAUUUGUGCCCCGGGAAGGCACCAAUCCUAGCGACUCUGUUGAGCUGUCUCUCUCGCUCAGUAAAUCCGACAAGUGUUACAGAGAGAAGCUGGAAGCUUUAAAGAAGCAAGGACUGUCUGCGUGAGUUGCUUUCCCUGUACAAAUAACCGGUUGGCCAUUGGAGUUGAUGGCGUAUGCUUACCUAGCAGUAAGCCCCCCUAGCAUGAUAAGCCAGUUUGAUGAGAUGGCUGCUGCUGCAUCAAACAAGACGACAUCCAAGAAGGACAUCCGGUAUGGUGAAAUAGAGGAAGACGCGUUGCAGUUCAUACUUGAUGCUUGCGAGGCCAGCAUAUCUAAGUACUCCAAGUUCCUUCAGACGAGCGGAUCCAUGGAUCUGGACGUGACAAACCCGAAGCUUCUCAACAGAAAAGUGUUCCUGAAGCAGCUUGCUGUGGAUUUAUGCACCAGUGAGCGGAGGAUGCUGUUUCGUGCACAAUAUAUACUAAGACGGCGGCUGAGGGAUAUCAGAAGCGGCGAGUUGAAGGCGCUGAGGCUUUUCGACGGCUUGAGGAAGUUUUUCAAGUGAGCUUUUCAGCUGCUGCAGACACUCUCUUGUUCUUGGCCUAUAUUUUGCCUUAAGGUUGUUGUCUCAAGAUAGCCUGUUCCAAAAUUUGGCUGUGGUAAUUAAAUGUGUGGGUUUUUUUCAUCUGUUUGAAGCAUCGAUUGUGUAUUUUCAAUUUCGUAUUUUGUAUUUCGAUUCGAUUGUUGUAAUUUUUAUUCUUACUUUAUCUGUUUUGAAUUUUUAUUA
Messenger RNA from Salvia miltiorrhiza (redroot sage), 1779 nucleotides. RefSeq names its product ribulose-1,5 bisphosphate carboxylase/oxygenase large subunit N-methyltransferase, chloroplastic. NCBI's taxonomy places the organism in Eukaryota, Viridiplantae, Streptophyta, Magnoliopsida, Lamiales, Lamiaceae. Gene Ontology annotation, cellular component: chloroplast. The record is from RefSeq and is a predicted model, not a curated record. Gene Ontology annotation, biological process: peptidyl-lysine monomethylation. Gene Ontology annotation, molecular function: [ribulose-bisphosphate carboxylase]-lysine N-methyltransferase activity; protein binding; protein-lysine N-methyltransferase activity.